AUGAACUGCCGGUCCAUUGUGCUGGCUCCUACCGUGAGGAUCCACGGCGCGACGUUCUCCACCGUUUCCCAACUGGGACCCGAGUUGCCGCCGGAGCACACCACGGUGAUCCCGUUUUUCACGGCGUGGAACGACCCGAUGGCCAGCCCAUCCCUAAUGUAGUCACCGGCUGUAUGGCCAAGAGAUACCGAGAGCACGUCUACACCGUCUUCGAUAGCUUGGUCAAAGGCGGCCAGGACGUCGGCACCGAAGCAGUCUCCACUCUCUGUGGGGCCCCAGCACACCUUGUAGGCCGCCACCCGGGCGCUGGGCGCCCCACCCUUGGCCGUACCGUUCCCGAAGCCGAAGAGACUGGCGUCAGGCACGAACCGGCCAGCGGCGGUGGCAAGGGUGUGGGUGCCGUGGCCGGCAGAGUCGCGGGAGGUGAUCUGGCUGGCAGUUAA
Messenger RNA from Spirodela intermedia, 443 nucleotides. The record is from the annotation of a GenBank genome assembly. Lineage: Eukaryota; Viridiplantae; Streptophyta; Magnoliopsida; Alismatales; Araceae.